Messenger RNA from Prorocentrum cordatum, 313 nucleotides. NCBI's taxonomy places the organism in Eukaryota, Dinophyceae, Prorocentrales, Prorocentraceae. The record is from the annotation of a GenBank genome assembly.
GGGUAGGGGCGAAGACGGCGACGACGCCAGUGGCAAGGAGAAGCGGCGCUACGCGGUCUACUGCAUGGAGAGUGGCAACUCUUGCACUUGCCGCUCCCCGGGCGUUUGGCACACGUGCCUUGACAAGUUCAGUCGCGAGUACUCCACCGGCAGCUUCCACCCGUGCGUGCUGCCGCGGCCGCCGCAGAAGCCAGACGGAAUGCCGCGUCGCUAUCCUUCUUCCAGCAACGACCUGCAGAGCUCACCGCGUCCCCAGUGCUCAAUGGCGCCUACCGCGCGGGCGCGCACCUUCCGCCAGCGCGUCCACGACUAA